AUGGCGCGGAUACAUUUUACAACCGGGGAGAACGAAAGCACCCAGCCAGAUGUCUCCAAACCGGUCAAGAGAAUGCGCUGGGCAACGACGCGCAAAGCAGGACAAAGUGGUGUGAACAAACGGCGUUCUCUGCUUGCCAGGGUUCCUAGAGUGACCCUUUCAGCAUAUGAAGAAAAAGCCCCUGGCCAGGACAACCAUGGCCAGAUCACCGAUGAUAGUCCAAUGGGACAGGAACAGCAAGAGGAGAAUUCGCAAGGUCGCACCAUUUAUGUUAACCAGCCCUUACCGCCAGCAGCGUUGACAGAGGAGGGACACAUCAAGGCGCAUUAUGCAAGAAAUAAAAUCAGGACGGCGAAGUACACUCCUCUGAGUUUUGUGCCGAAAAAUUUGUGGUUUCAAUUCCAUAACAUCGCCAACGUAUAUUUCUUGUUCAUCAUUAUCCUCAGUAUUUUCUCAAUCUUCGGCGCCUCCAAUCCUGGUCUUGGAUCGGUCCCUCUGAUCUUCAUCUUGGUGGUCACGUCGAUAAAGGAUGGUUAUGAAGAUUUUCGGAGAACCGUACUCGACAACGAGCUGAAUAACUCGCCGGUAUACCGCUUGGUGGACUGGAAUAAUGUCAAUAUUGGUGAGGACGAUGUCUCCCUAUGGAGGCGCUUCAAAAAAUCAUGCACGAGGACUCUCCUUGCAGCGUAUCGUUCGAUAAAAGGCCUGAGAUCGAAGAAGCAGAAGCGCUCAGAAAACGAUCUGGACGGUUCUGGCGCCGAUGGCAGAACAUCCACGGGCACGAGGCCGACCAUUCGGGCCUCUGUUUACUCUGAAAGGACAUCGUUCCAUUCCGUGCAUACUCAGGGAGAUGAUAUCGCAAUGACCCCCGUCCCAUCACCUGGCUAUCGUGCAAGUCUAUCGCCCAAUGGCCAAACGUCAGAACCACCAGCCAGCGCAUUUUCCUAUGAAACUGCAGAAGAGACCCAGGCCCGAGGAGAGAAUGCUCCAUCAGCCCUCCGUGUCAGCGAGCCUGCGAAGCGUAAGAGCAACAUCGCGCCUACAAAGGAUUACGGCAGCAUCAUCAAUCCAUACAAAGAAGUCUCGGGUCGGGCUCGAUUCAAGAAGGAUUACUGGAAGAACGUCCAGGUCGGAGAUUUCAUUCGUAUCUACAAUGACGAACAAAUCCCAGCAGAUGUUGUUGUCCUAUCUACGUCUGAUCCUGAUGGCGCCUGCUAUGUCGAGACCAAAAAUCUGGAUGGGGAAACAAACUUGAAAGUUCGCCAGGCUUUGCAGGCGGGUCGUAAGGUGAAACACGCACGAGACUGCGAAUAUGCGGACUUCAUCAUUGACAGUGAAGGCCCUCACCCCAACCUUUACUCGUACAGCGCGGUCGCUAAAUGGCAACAAUUUGAUCCUCGAAACCCAGACGCUCCUCCACGCGAAAUGGCAGAACCGAUCAGUAUCAACAACCUACUACUCCGAGGCUGCAGCCUGAAAAAUACUGAAUGGGUCCUGGGUGUUGUCGUCUUCACAGGGCAGGAGACAAAGAUCAUGUUGAACUCCGGCAUGACACCUAGCAAACGGGCGCGGAUGGCUCGUGAGCUGAACUGGAAUGUCAUCUACAAUUUUAUUAUCCUGUUCUUCAUGUGUUUGGUCUCGGGCAUUGUGCAAGGCGUUACUUGGGCCCAGGGUGACAAUUCCCUGGAUUAUUUCGAGUUUGGUUCCAUCGGUGGCAGUCCCCCGUUGGAUGGCUUCAUCACUUUCUGGUCGGCCGUGAUUUUGUUCCAGAACUUGGUACCUAUCUCCCUGUACAUCACUUUGGAGAUCGUCCGCUCAUGUCAAGCCUUUUUCAUUUGGUCCGACGUGCACAUGUAUUACGAGAAGCUUGAUUACCCGUGCACACCAAAGAGCUGGAACAUCUCUGAUGAUCUUGGCCAGAUCGAGUACAUCUUCUCAGACAAGACUGGAACAUUGACUCAAAAUGUCAUGGAAUUCAAGAAAUGCACGAUCAACGGACGACCAUACGGCGAAGCAUACACUGAAGCUGAGGCAGGCAUGCGCCGAAGACAGGGCGUUGACGUCGAGGCUGAGACGGCUCGCGUUACUCAAGAGAUCGCAGAAGCUCGAGUGGAGACCCUAAGACUGCUGCGAAAGACCUACGAUAACCCCUAUCUUCAUGAUGACGAACUUACAUUCAUUGCACCGAAUUUUGUUGCGGAUCUGAAUGGACAGUCCGGCGAAGAGCAGGCUCGAGCCUGCGAGCACUUCAUGGUUGCAUUGGCACUUUGUCAUACUGUUAUUACAGAAACGACUCCUGGAGACCCGCCUAGAAUUGAGUUCAAGGCACAAUCUCCAGACGAGGCCGCUCUUGUUGCCACUGCGCGCGACAUGGGAUUUACAGUGCUUGGCCGUACCAAUGACGACCUCCACGUCAACAUCUUGGGGGAGGACCGAACAUAUCGUAUCUUAAACACGCUUGAGUUCAACUCCACACGGAAACGAAUGAGUGCCAUUGUCCGAAUGCCAGAUGGAAAAAUAAAGCUGUUCUGUAAGGGUGCUGACAGCAUGAUCUACUCGCGACUGAAGAAAGGCGAACAGCACGAACUCCGCAAGUUGACGGCCGAGAACCUAGAGAUGUUUGCUCGGGAGGGCCUCCGAACACUCUGUGUGGCCGAGAGAGAUCUUGAUGAAGAGUUUUACCAAGAGUGGAACAAAGAUCACGACUUCGCUGCUCAAGCACUGACCGAUCGAGAAGAUCGUCUCGAGGAGGUGUCAGAUCGUAUCGAACGGGAACUCUCUCUCAUAGGAGGAACAGCCAUCGAAGACCGUCUUCAAGAUGGCGUCCCUGACACUAUUGCUCUUCUGGGACAAGCCGGCAUCAAACUAUGGGUCCUAACCGGCGACAAGGUUGAGACUGCCAUCAACAUUGGCUUUUCGUGCAACUUGCUCUCAAACGAAAUGGACUUAAUCCUGUUCGAUAUCCCUGAAGGGACUGUAGAUGAUGCCGCCAGCCUCCUCGAUAAGCACCUUAAGACGUUCGGUCUUACAGGAUCGGACGAAGAAUUGGCCAUUGCUCGAACCGUCCACGAACCUCCACCACCGACUCAUGCCCUGAUCAUUGAUGGCGAGUCACUUCAACUUGUACUUCGAGACGAAUUGAGACAGCGAUUCCUGUUGUUGUGCAAACAGUGCAAAUCAGUGCUCUGCUGCCGAGUCAGCCCGGCGCAGAAAGCAGCUGUUGUCCAACUCGUUCGGAACGGCUUGGAUAUCAUGGCUUUAUCCAUCGGCGACGGAGCGAACGACGUUGCUAUGAUUCAAGAAGCCGAUGUUGGUGUUGGUAUUGCUGGCGAAGAAGGACGUCAAGCAGUCAUGUCAUCCGAUUAUGCUAUCGGCCAAUUUCGAUACUUACAGAGACUCAUUUUGGUUCAUGGUCGCUGGUCUUAUCGGCGUCUGGCAGAAUCAAUUGCCAACUUCUUCUACAAGAACUUGGUCUGGACUUUCGCUCUUUUCUGGUAUCAGAUCUAUAACAACUUUGACAUCACAUAUUUGUUCGACUAUACGUACAUUUUGUUGGUCAACUUGGCCUUCACGUCGGUGCCCGUGGGUCUCAUGGGCAUUCUGGAUCAAGACGUCAGUGACAAGGUCUCAUUGGCAGUCCCUCAACUGUACAGACAUGGCAUGGAAAGGAAGGAAUGGACGCAGACAAAGUUUUGGUUGUAUAUGGCUGAUGGGCUUUACCAGUCCGCCAUCUGCUUCUUCAUGGCAUACCUCCUAUUUGAGCCCGCUACAUUUGAAACCGAAAACGGACGGGGUAUUGCCGACCGUAGUCGCAUGGGCGUCUUCGUUGCUUGCGCAGCAAUUGUGGUAAUCAACUCAUACAUCCUCCUCAACACCUACAAAUGGGACUGGAUCAUGGUGUUGGUUACGGUAAUCAGUUCUCUGUUGAUCUUCGCCUGGACCGGCAUCUAUUCGUCUUUUGAGGCCUCCUUCCAAUGGUACAAAUCGGGCGCGGAGGUAUAUGGUUCUCUGACAUUCUGGGCAUUGACACUGUUGAUCGUGAUAAUCUGCUUGCUCCCUCGAUUCGCCGCCAAAUUCUUCCAGAAGAAUUUCAGACCCUCUGAUAUCGAUGUUGUUCGAGAACAGGUUCGACAAGGCAAAUUCAAGUACCUUGACAAUUACGACGCAUACGUCCCUCCCAAAGCUGUGGAUGUGUCCGCAACUUCGUCCGAGCGACCAGAAGAAGGUUCGAAUGAGCUGGACAAAAACCAAGGCCACAACCGGUACCCAAGCAUGGCUGAGUCUCAGCGUCCUAUUGUUUACCCACCAUCAGAGGCACCAACUCGACACCCUCACAGCCAGACGGGCAGCGACGGGACAGACAGGACUGCGCCCUCGUUUGAUCUAUCCAGAUAUGGUGGUGAUGGACACACCCCAGAAAGGGUUCGUGCCAGAAGACCUUCGUUGGAGCGAGUUCGCUCUUCCUUCGAGAGGCAGCGACAAUCCUUGGACAGACUGAGACCGAGCUUUGAACAGAGCCGGGAUUUUACAAGUGCUGCAAUGUUGACGAGAAUGGAGUCGGGAUACUCGGCGUCGAAUUACUCUCACCCCCUGACAGGCUACAACACCCGGAGGACGGAAGACAUUGCAGAAGAGCAUCGGUAG
Messenger RNA from Exophiala spinifera, 4644 nucleotides. RefSeq lists its product as uncharacterized. Gene Ontology annotation, cellular component: plasma membrane. NCBI's taxonomy places the organism in Eukaryota, Fungi, Ascomycota, Eurotiomycetes, Chaetothyriales, Herpotrichiellaceae. The record is from RefSeq and is a predicted model, not a curated record. Gene Ontology annotation, molecular function: magnesium ion binding; ATP binding; ATP hydrolysis activity. The coding region runs from base 1 to 4644 and encodes 1547 amino acids. Gene Ontology annotation, biological process: phospholipid translocation. The transcript has 4 exons.